Etheostoma spectabile (orangethroat darter) is the source of this 825-nucleotide messenger RNA. RefSeq names its product small integral membrane protein 11 (gene smim11). The coding region runs from base 118 to 321 and encodes 67 amino acids. The transcript has 3 exons. Lineage: Eukaryota; Metazoa; Chordata; Actinopteri; Perciformes; Percidae. The record is from RefSeq and is a predicted model, not a curated record.
GUAGACUGCAUUUCGAUUGGCCUGUUUGUCAUUCACUACAAGCCCCGCCUCCUUCAGAGGAGCAUACUUAUCUGGCUGUCGCAGUGAACAAUAAACUUGAACACCACAGACGCCAAAAUGAUCAACUGGAAGGCUUUGGACAAUGUCCCCCUCCUUCUGUACAUCCUGGCCCUGAAGACACUGCUGCUGUGUAUGGCGUUUGCCGGGGCGAAGAUCUACCAGAGUAAGAAAGCAGACCAGGCCCUGAAGAAGCAGCAGGAGGAGAAGAGGAGGCUGGCCCAGCAGACGCAGGAGCUCCUAGACAACAAGAAGGAGGACUGAGCAGAGACGAGAAGCUGCUCCACACAGGGAAACACGUCACCGACCUGAGGAACCAAGCCACUCACUCCGCACACGAGCCUGUCGUGUCUGACUGCCAGCAACAGGAGGACCUUCCUGUGCUUUAGGAAAUUGUGGUUCCAGUACCAGUUUUAUAUAUUAUAUAUAUUGGGCAAAUGUUUGACUGAACCAGAUUUUUAUGAAAUGAAGUUAUAGCAGUAACCAUGUGGUCUCACUGAAGUGAGACUAAGAUAAGGGGACUGUCAGUAAAAGAACCACAGCAGAGUCGGGUACAACACGUCCACUCCUUUUUCAGCCUCAUCUUUUGUCUUGUCAAGAUUCAACACUAACAAGCUUCACCUUGUACACCGGGAUAGUGGUAGAAUCAAGUCUACAUAUUUUUAAGAAUACAGCAUGGUAUUUAUUCUGUAAUAUUCUUUGUAAUUUGUGUGCCAGCUUUGUGCCAAACUUGUGUAAUUACAUUAAAUAGUUUGUUGCACAUGGUAC